GUACAUGAUCAUCACAGUUAUCGCUAUACUGCAGAUCUCUAUGAAUUUCAACACAUCGGUGUAUCCGAACGCUGUUGUCUCAAUCAGUCAGACGUGGGACGUAUCAGAACAGGCAGCCAGAGUUGGACAAAUGAUCUUUUUGGUACUUUACGCUUUCGGAUGUGAAUUAUGGGCACCGUGGUCUGAGGAGUAUGGUAGAUGGCCCAUCUUGCAACUAUCGCUCUUUUUAGUCAACAUUUGGUCUCUUAUGCAAAGUUUAGCGCCAAAUUAUGCAACAAUGAUCGUCGGUCGUGCCCUUGCAGGUCUCUCAUCAGCUGGAGGCAGUGUCACACUCGGUUUAUGUGCUGACUUGUGGUCCGCCGACACUCAACAGUACGGCGUAGCAUAUGUCGUAUGGUCAAGUGUCACCGGUACCACAGUUGGUCCCAUCGUGGGUGGUUUUUUGCAGUCUUUCGCACCUUCGUGGAGAUGGAUCUUUUGGAUACAACUUAUUUUCGGAGGUUUCACUCAGGUGCUGCAUUUAUUAUUUGUCCCAGAGACACGUUCCUCUAUUCUACUCGACAGAGAGGCAAAGAGAAGGCGUCAAGAGGCAGCUAAAGCGGGUAAAACAGUACCAAACAUUUGGGGACCUAAUGAGGUGAAAGCGCAGAGAAUUACAAUGAAAGAUAUCACAAUUACCUUUAUCAGACCAUUUGAGUUCUUUCUCAAAGAGCCAAUCGUAUUGUUCUGCUCAUUGCUUUCUGGUUUCUCAGACAUGCUAAUUUUCAUUUUCUUGGAAUCAUACAAUCCUGUAUUCGAGCAAUGGAAUUUUAAGUCCUAUCAAGUCGGUCUUGCUUUUAUUCCUGUCUGGAUUGGUUAUUUCAUUGGCUGGGGAUCAUUUCUUCCUUUCAUACGUCGUGACAUAAAGAGGAGAAAGAUAGAUCCAUAUAGUGUUACACCGGAGAGUAGACUAUACUGGUUGCUGUACACUGCACCAUUAGAGGCCAUCGGAUUAUUCGGAUUCGCAUGGACGUCCUUACCACCAGAGGAAUAUGAAACUCACUGGAUAGCACCUAUGAUUUUUGCGGCACUUAUUGGUAUUGCUAAUUACUGUAUUUAUAUGGCUACUAUCGAUUACAUGGUAGCUGCUUACGGACCAUACUCGUCUUCUGCUACCGGUGGAAACGGAUUCGCCAGAGACCUAUUGGCUGGUAUUUCCGCUAUGUUUAGCACACCCUUUUAUUCACAUUUCAAAGGUAGAAACAAGCUAACAUAUCCAUCCACUAUACUCGCAUGUAUUGCGGCGGUGCUAGUAGCUCCUAUCUUCAUGCUAUACUUUUACGGACCAACAGUUCGUCGCAAAUCCCGCUUCGCUCAGUCUCUCAAUCAGGAAAAUGAAUCUACCAAGAUCAGGAAGCAGGUUAGAGACGAAAAGGCGCUGGGCAGCGCAAAGCACAUCGAGCACUCUGCGUAGAUUGCCGUGAUUCUACAUUGCUCUUCACAUGUCAUUUUCUUCUCAUAUCACCUUUAGUUUAUAGGAUUCUCUGUAAAAUCUCUCUUGUAUUCCAUAGAUGUUGUUUGAUUACCCUUUCACUUAGUAAACAUUUCCGGACUUGGCUGUUCAA
Messenger RNA from Wallemia mellicola CBS 633.66, 1604 nucleotides. RefSeq names its product multidrug transporter. The coding region runs from base 41 to 1453 and encodes 470 amino acids. Lineage: Eukaryota; Fungi; Basidiomycota; Wallemiomycetes; Wallemiales; Wallemiaceae. The record is from RefSeq and is a predicted model, not a curated record. Gene Ontology annotation, biological process: transmembrane transport. The transcript has 11 exons. Gene Ontology annotation, molecular function: transmembrane transporter activity.